Molecule: messenger RNA, 339 nt
Organism: Arabidopsis thaliana (thale cress)
Lineage: Eukaryota; Viridiplantae; Streptophyta; Magnoliopsida; Brassicales; Brassicaceae
Product: Protein kinase superfamily protein
Exons: 2
Coding region: 1-339 (112 amino acids)
Molecular function (GO): protein kinase activity
Source: RefSeq, marked reviewed
AUGUCUCCCGAAUACGCAAUGGAGGGGAUAUUCUCGGUAAAAUCGGAUGUUUUCAGCUUCGGGGUUUUGGUUCUUGAGAUUGUCAGUGGAAAGAGGAACAGAGGAUUCCACAACUCCGGCCAAGACAAUAAUCUUCUCGGCUACACGUGGGAGAAUUGGAAAGAAGGAAAAGGGCUAGAGAUCGUCGAUUCGAUAAUUGUAGAUUCCUCAUCAUCAAUGUCAUUGUUCCAACCACAUGAAGUCUUAAGAUGCAUACAGAUUGGUCUUUUAUGUGUUCAAGAACGUGCAGAGGACAGACCAAAGAUGUCGUCGGUGAUUGUCCCGUUUUGUACUCGAUGA